Synchiropus splendidus (mandarinfish) is the source of this 3226-nucleotide messenger RNA. RefSeq names its product acyl-CoA binding domain containing 4 (gene acbd4). The coding region runs from base 350 to 1588 and encodes 412 amino acids. The record is from RefSeq and is a predicted model, not a curated record. Gene Ontology annotation, molecular function: fatty-acyl-CoA binding. Lineage: Eukaryota; Metazoa; Chordata; Actinopteri; Syngnathiformes; Callionymidae. The transcript is spliced from 10 exons. Gene Ontology annotation, biological process: fatty acid metabolic process.
CACACAUGUAACGCGGUACCGAGAGUGACACGGACUUCUGAGUGUCGCCGAGCUGUGUUGUAUUCAACUGACUGGCUCGUCUGGGUUUAGCUCACGACGCUAGCUGCUCCUGUCACUUCAUGUCGCGUUUAAAUGCGACAGCUAUGAAUUACAAUGCAUUUGUGAGCGUUGAUAAGACUUUUCGUUGCGAUCGAAAGCUGCACGAGCCUCCACCAAAUACGACCAGAGUCCACUGAAACUAGUGACCUUUAAUUUGUGGCCAGUUUGAGCCUAGUGCGCAUGCGUGUCGACUCUCUUGCAGCUCCAGGUGUGUCGGGACCCCCUGGUAAGCCUCUCAUAGGUGAAGGUCAUGCCAGUCCCAGCCAUGACUGAGCCUGCCAUCGAUCACCAGAGACGCUUCCAGGCUGCUGUGGACGUCAUCCAGAACCUCCCCAAGAAUGGCUCCUAUCGGCCGUCCUACGAAGUCAUGCUGCGCUUCUACAGUCUCUAUAAACAAGCGGUGUGUGGACCCUGUACACUGCCUCGACCUGCUUUCUGGGACCCAGUGGGCCGCUACAAAUGGGAUGCUUGGAGCCACCUGGGAGAGAUGAGCCAGGAGAGUGCCAUGGAAGCAUAUGUGAAUGAGAUGAAGAAAGUCGCUCAAGAGGUCAUCAACAACGUGCCCAUGAAUGAGAAGACGGCGCUACUGUUGCACCACUUUGAGCCGCUGUACUUGGUGAUAGACGACAUGCCUCGUCCUCCUGAGUCUCUAAUCUCACUCAGGGAAGAACUUCAGGAGAGUGAUGAGGUGAGCGAUGGGCAUGUGCUGAUGACCAAUGAGGAGGCGGACCAAGUGAAACCGGAUCUCAGGGAGGUUGUGAGUCAGACGUCCAGCAGCCUCCCUGAUGACUCUGGAGUCUGUGACGGUUUGUUUGUGACCAGCGACUCUGAGAGUGAAGUCUUCUGUGACUCAGUGGAUUCUGUGGAGGAACUUGUCAGCGUCAAGAUGCCAGUAUUCAAGUCCAAUGGCCUUCAAAAUGGCCACAGUUCCCUCGAGUCACCCCUGUUAGAAGACCACCACCUGGAAGGCAGGCUGAUGCUCCGGCAGGUGGGGGCGGGGCAGGGCGGAGAAGGCGGCGAGGACGGGAAAGGUCAUGGACCUCACCGGACCCAACGAGGCGCUCCGCGUCAGAGUUCCCACCCUAACUGGAGAGAUCGAGGCGUACCUCAGGGCCGACCCCGGCAGGGGGUUGCGGGAGAUGCUGGCGCCGCUGGGCAAGGUGGAGGCGACGGUUCUGAGGGAGGCGCUGAGCGCCUGCAGGAUGGUCAGCUUCAACAGCAGAUCAUUCUGGCUCUGCGGAGACUGAGGGAGGACAUGAGAAGUGUGAUGGACCGGCUGGAGGUGGUGGAGAGGCUUGCUGCCACACAUGUCCAGGGGUCUGAGUGGACUCAGUGUCUUCGCUGUGCAGCAAAACAGCAGGAGGACAGCUGGUGGCCCUUCGACGUGUCGGGCCAGACAAUGGUUCUCUUCCUGCUCUGGCCGUUCGUGGCGCAAGGCGUGGUCUACCUGCUGAAAAAAGCCCAUGAGAAAAAGCGACUAGCACCCUGAGGUGCGGAUCAGGACCUCCGGACUUUUCCUCACGACAGGUCCUCUCCCUCAGUGGUGGGAGAAGAUUAUGGAUUUGGUUCUGUUGGACCGAAAUGAGCCUACGUGCUCAGUAGGCAGAAAUGAAUGCUAAUAAUUACAUAAAUACAGACAUUACAGACGAACACUCUACAUGUUCGGAGAUGAAUAAAUCAUGUCAGGGUCAAAACGUGUCCGCUACUGUGUGUGACAGAAAGCCAGGGUCUGAAUCAACUUUGGGGUGACGUGUGAACACACAUAAGGGGGACACAAACAAUUGCCAAAUCCAUGACUCUUGCCAGCUUACAAAAUUGAUCCGGUUGCAUUUGUGCAAAGUCCAUGCUCAUGAGCACUGAGACAGAAGGAGAGCGAGCUGGUGUGGAAACAGAAGAUCACAAAUGUAAAAAACAAAAAAAUGUCAUGGAGGAUUGUUUUAUUUUAGAUCGCCACAUGACCCCACAUGCUCACACGUCGCUCUGGACACUGUUAAAGAAGGAGAGUCACAGUCACAGUCCCAGUGGGAGACUUUAAUUUAGAGUUGAAUUAAUAAGUAAAGAAACAAGAGACAGGAGCAGAGUAAAAUGCCAUGAAAUAAAAAUGUGGUUCUGCCAAACAAGCCAAUAGAAAUGCAGGCGGGUCUGUGUGGGACAGGGCCCACCUGAUUCUGGAGUCCACUUCUGUCUUCACACAUCAGGCAGAUAUGAGCUGAACAACUCUUACAUCCUACCACGGCCAACACUUUUUUUCUUUUAGUAAUUGGAACUUAUUUCAAACUUGCAGUCACAGCCUCCUGUUGCUGGAUAUGAUGAACCACAUGAGGAGGACGUUCUGAGGCCCCUCAGUGACGCAAGGUUCCGCUCCUCAGUGAGUUACUGAGGGAAUCUGUUGGAACAGAACCAGCGUAUUCACAUAUUUAUAACCUCCUGAGACUCAGGGCCCUCAGAUGUCAUUAUAGUCUUCCCUUUCUUCACCAUGAGGACUCAUUUUUUAUAGCUACAUUUACAACUUACAGCUGCACUGUCUUGCAGUAACAUUGCAUAUUUUUCAACAUAUGUGUAAGUGCAGUGGGAAGUUGGUCCAUCCUUACCUGAAGCGUCUUGUAUUCCCGGCUUGCCGAUGUUGGACAGCAGGUAGAUGAUGUUGGGGACGACAGGCAAGUUAAGACUUUCCUCCAGGGCCUUCAAACACACAUGGGACAAUCAUAAAGUAUCUUAAAAGCCACUCAUUUUGGCUUAAACUUGACACUCAUUGAGAGGGAUGGACUUCAGGCUGAGUGGUUCCACAGCACACGACGGCCCCAGGACCACUCCCCGGCAAACAUGGCUGGAGACAUGGAGCUGGGUCCAAUGUGGCUUUAAGGACUCAACCCUCUCCACAAAGGAGGUUUUGUUUUUGUUUGCAAUAAGCUCAAAAUGGGUGAAUGGAUUUCAACCAAACUUUCCAAAACAAAUGCGUUACAUUUUGGUGUUUCACCAUCGUGACUGGAUGUAUGAUUGAGAUGCUCUUGCUCACUUGUGCAGUGCAAGUGAGUUCUGUAGCACUGCUGCCACCUACUGUCCAAUUUACCUCACUGCUAUCAACAGUUUUUCAAAUGCUAAUAAAAGUAUUGAAUUAUAUUGACCA